Messenger RNA from Chenopodium quinoa (quinoa), 2278 nucleotides. RefSeq names its product protein root UVB sensitive 2, chloroplastic-like. Gene Ontology annotation, cellular component: chloroplast envelope. NCBI's taxonomy places the organism in Eukaryota, Viridiplantae, Streptophyta, Magnoliopsida, Caryophyllales, Amaranthaceae. Gene Ontology annotation, biological process: response to UV-B; auxin polar transport. The record is from RefSeq and is a predicted model, not a curated record. The transcript is spliced from 10 exons.
ACUAAACCAGAUUCCCUGUUUUGUUGCUCAAUAACGAGGGAUAAUUCAAGUGCUUAGAGCUUCCCUCCCGAUUCCAGGAGAUUCUGGGAUCGAUUCUCACCCCUGCCCUUAUGGCUCUCUAAAAAAACCAAAAAAAAAAAAAAAAAAAAAAAAAAAAGGAUCAUACUUUCCUGAAUGUACCUAAUAUCAGCCGAACUUGGGUUUAUUGACGAAUUUAACAAACUCCCUUGAAAGUUAUUGACUUAAGGCUAAGGGUGUUUAAAGAACAAAGAGAGGGUCCGACUGUCCGAGAGUAUUGUUUGUUGUAUUAUAUGGGAGUCCAAUUAUGCUAUUAACUAAGUGGAAAAAAUUGAGAGGAAAAAACUUAAAACCUAUGCAUUUCUUAUAAACUGGAACUUUAACACUAAUCUUUUGAAAUUCUAAAAUACAUUAGCCUUUUAAGUAUGGGUUGGUAGAUGACUUGUGGUGAAUCAUUGAUCAAAGAUUUUAUUUUAUCGUAAUGAAUAUUUUAGGUGUUAUGAAUAUAUAUAGGGGUAGUGGAAAAUUUUCUUAACCUACAAUGGGCAAAUUAAUUUUCACCCAAAAAAAAAGGUCAAAUUAGUUACAAAACACAACGAUUUGGGUUCUGGUUUCUCCCAUUAGUUAUUAGACCAAAUUAUCAAAUCGGGCCAAAUCCAAAUUAAAGAGAUCCCCAUAAUAAUCAAAGUCCCCUUCUAUCAAAUCUUUCUCUCACUUCUUCUCUUGGGAACUUUUAGUUGUUGAAAAAUGAACUUGCUGGAAAAAUUACCAAGAAUGCAGAGGAAAGAACCCCAGAAGUUGCAGAAGGUUGAAGAAGUGGGCCCUGUUUGGUGGGUUGAAACCUCCGAGAACAUCUCCCGCCAUUUUCAAUUUGACCCAGAUGGUCGUUUCUCUGUAAAAAUGCUUGAGGAUUCAAGACCUGUGGUUAAAAGGGUGACUGAAUCCUUCCUCAAUACAUUCUUUCCCUCUGGUUAUCCAUAUAGUGUGAAUGAGGGUUAUGGGAGAUAUACGCAAUUUCGAGCUCUACAACAUUUUACCAGUGCAGCAUUGUCUGUUCUCUCGACUCAGUCCCUGCUAUUUGCUGCAGGCUUACGGCCAACACCUGCUCAAGCAACUGUAGUUAGCUGGGUACUGAAAGAUGGUAUGGAGCACGUUGGAAAGCUAAUUUGCAGCAAUCUUGGUGCUAGGAUGGAUUCAGAACCAAAGCGGUGGAGAAUUUUUGCUGAUGUUCUGUAUGACUUCGGCACUGGCUUGGAAGUUUUGUCUCCAAUAUGUUCUAUUUCCACUGGAAUUUUAUCUCAUUUUGCAUGAUAGGGAAUGGCUACUGUUGCUGCUAGAGCCACGAGAUUGCCACUAUAUUCUUCAUUUGCAAAAGAAGGAAACCUCAGUGAUCUCGUUGCUAAAGGGGAGGCCUUAUCGACGCUCUUCAAUGUAAUUGGAAUGGGGGCAGGAAUCACACUAGCAUCCACUGUGUGCUCAUCCAUUCAAGGAAAGGUUAUUGCUGCACCCCUUCUUUCAGUUUUGCAUGUAUAUAGUGUUGUAGAAGAAAUGAAAGCUGUUCCUGUCAACAUAUUAAAUCCUCAAAGAACCGCUUUGCUAGUUGCUGAUUUUCUGAAGAUGGGUAAGAUAUCAACUCCUGCUAACCUCAGAUACAAGGAAGACCUACUAUUCCCAGGGCGUCUCAUAGAAGAUGCCGGAAAUGUUUUAGUUGGAAGAGCUCUGCACAAGGCUACCAAACCAUCAGCAUUCCUAAAAUGGAAAGAAAUAUUUCCGGAAGAAAAGUUUGUUUUAAGCCAAAAUAACAACUGGAUCGACAUGGUGCUAGAGCAAAAUGCGACUGGAGAAGAUGCUAUAAGAGGGUGGUUAGUUGCUGCAUAUGCUUCAAAUAUCGAGCAAUCUUAUUACGAUGGUCUUAGCCCCAGUGUAUUGCUUGAGGCUUACGAGAAAAUGGAGAGCGUGUUCCCCCAAUUUCUAUCUGAACUGCAGGGUAAAGGAUGGCAUACAGAUCAUUUUCUUGAUGGAACGGGGAGCCGUUUUAUAUCUCAGUUAUCUCCAAUAUUUUGCUAAUAACCCUUUGAUGUCUGCCUUUAUUUUAUUUUAUUUAUUCAUAAGGGAUAAAAUUUGGCUUAUUAUGUACGAAGUACUCUCUUAAUCUCUUAUCCCUUUCCGAUCUUUACUUUUUGCUAGAUUUAUUGUUAGGGUGUUAUUCAUACUAUUACUGGUACAUGAAAAUUUGUCAUAAUAAAUUUUUUUUGCAACA